AUGAAGAAUAUCAUCUUUGACAUAGCCAAAGGACUAUCCUACCUUCAUCAAGAUUGCAACCAGAAGAUAAUUCACUUAGACAUCAAACCCGAAAACAUCCUUUUAGACGAGAACUUCAACGCCAAAUUAUCGACAAUGAUAAGAAAAGACCAGAGUCAAGUCAUUACAACCAUGCGGGGAACCCCGGGUUACAUGGCUCCCGAAUGGUUCAUCUCCGUCAUAACCGAGAAAGCCGAUGUCUAUAGCUUCGAGAUCCUAUGCGGUCGACGAAACAUCGAUGGAUCUCGACAAGAGAACGACCGGCAUUUACUGGAACUGUUGAAGAGGAAGCUAGAGGAAGGACAGCUCGUGGAGUUGGUCGACAAGCGGAGCGACGAUAUGUAG
Messenger RNA from Hibiscus syriacus, 384 nucleotides. RefSeq names its product G-type lectin S-receptor-like serine/threonine-protein kinase SD2-5. Gene Ontology annotation, molecular function: ATP binding; protein kinase activity. The record is from RefSeq and is a predicted model, not a curated record. NCBI's taxonomy places the organism in Eukaryota, Viridiplantae, Streptophyta, Magnoliopsida, Malvales, Malvaceae. The transcript has a single exon. Gene Ontology annotation, biological process: protein phosphorylation. The coding region runs from base 1 to 384 and encodes 127 amino acids.